AUUAAUUAAAAUACACCAUAUAUUUAAAAAACAAAACAUAUCUCUGCUGAUAAAAUGAAACAUUUCACGUACUACUUCCUAAUAAUUAAUUUCCUUCAAGUUAAGGUGGAAGCUGCUACCAUUGACGUAUUGGAAGAUCAACCCGUCACUGUCUUGUGUAGACAAUCACCUCAAUCUGAACGCUGUAUUGACUAUUUGAAGCUUUAUGAUAACAAUAAACAUUUUCUCGCAGACUACUUUGGUUACACGGAUGGUGCAAAGACCGUUAUUGAUAAAAACAAGAGCCCAGAUUGGAUAAUCACCACCUCUGGACAUCUAGCCGGCCAAUGCAACAAAGGUGACCUGAUGAGAAUCGAGCUCAAUAUUGACAUGUCGAAACUACAAGAUAGCGGGGUGUUUACAUGCAUCAUACAUUUUGAUGUCGGUGAACCUGAAACAAUAGAGACUAAUGUCAUUAUUAGGAGAAAAGAAAAAAACUUGUCAUUUAAGAUUUGGCAUUUAGAAUACAUCAGCUCUAUGACAGUUUACAUCUGUAGCCAAUUUGGUAAUUUAAAUAUUAGUUUUCGCUCUAUUUUUAGAAUGAACGCUGAUGAUCUCUCAAAGUCACUAGAUACCACGCAUACCGAAAGUAACGAGGAGCUCUAUGCAAUGAAAUGUUUAAAAAAGAAGUUCUUUAUUAUAUUUCAUGGAAUGCGUAUCGAAUACAUUGAAGUUGACACGACUGAUCUAGUAACAAUGAUUGUGGUUUACAACUGGUUGAGUUACCAGGAAGCGUACAUGGCACUUCCGAUAAACGAAUGGAGAUCAAGAUACAUUAUUAUAUAUAGCAGGGCGGGAUUUGUUACGAUUAUAUCUGCAAAGAAUAACUCGAGCCUCAAUGUAAUAAGCCAAGAAGUGGGCGAAGAACAACUCGCUAUCACAGAGAGAGAAGUGGAACUAAGAUCAUGUCAGAUGAUAUUGCCAAUGAUGGGAUUUGUAGAAACAAAUACAUUUUUGGGUUUGUAUGUGUACUCCGAUAGUGCCUUUGGUGUUGUAGCCGGCCAGUGCUACUUGGAUAAACAAUCGUCAGUUCAAAAUUUAGAAUCUGUGUUGCCUAUUGAAGACUUGCCUAGAUACACGUACGUGGCUUUCUGUCCCGAGAAACGCCAAUGCUAUCUUAUCGUCUAUGCAAUGGUACCUGGGAACUUUACAUGUAAAAAGCUGUUCGGUGACUCACAUCCCUGUUGGCCGAUUAAAUCCCAUGCCAACAUUAUUGUCUAUCAGAAUUCGUCUAAUGCAUUUCUGAUCGAAGGGAUAUCACCUAUGCAUGUAGUGGUUUCAAUGACGACUGUUCAGACUGGCAUAAUUACUCUGUGUACAAUCAUCCCUUCGAACAUCUUCGGAAUAACCUAUUCCUUUAUGUUGCCUGAUGGGUUUAGUUCUCAUUAUCUCGUGCUAGUAACACAGAAACCGUACGACGAUCUUCGAGGACAUGUUAUUCAGUUGUUGAAGCCAGCAUUUAAUUCUUCGGGAAACAGUGCCGGCGUUAACAUUUUUGUUGGCCCAGUUACAAACGAAGAUACUAUAACUAGCAUUUCACAAACUCCAUUCGGCUGCUAUCUUUUCGGAGAUUCUAAAACGAACAGCUAUGCUACUCCUAUACACUCAAGAUUUUAUUUUAACAAUUAUGUAACAGCAUCUACGACCACAACCACUACGACUCCGACCAAUACUCCCUGGUGUAUUCCUAGUUUAAAGUUACCAGGAGAUAACAAGGACAACGACUGUGAUGGAUAUGUUGAUGAGGAGAUAGAUAACAGCAAGGAUGAUGACAACGAUAAUAAAAUUGACGAAGACACAGCCGCUUACACAGAAACUGGUUGUCUGCCUGGUUGGUUUGGGACUAAAUGUGACAAGUUGUGCCACUGCAACAACUCUCAGUGUCUGAAGAACGGGGAUUGUCAGGAGAAUGUCGCAUGUCUUCCGGGAUUCUUUGGCUUACAGUGUCAAUACAAAGACAUUAUCAUUGCUGCUAAUGUCAGCCAAGAGGAAAUGAAGUUUCGCCAUUCUUUUAAGUGCUGGAACAAUUUCACUGUCAUGAGUCCUCUGAAAAUCACAUUUUCAAGCGCCACUCGAAUUACUUGGAUACAAAUAGAAGCCGCAUCCAAAGAAGACCUGAUGGGACUUCAACUCACAUUUGAAAAGAUACCCAACAUUCGGUGCUUCACUGGACCAUGCCAGGAUCGAAGGGACAUCUACGAAGAUGAAAGCACUUUGAUAAUCAUGUGUAGAAUAACUAGGAACAUUUGUCAGGUGUCUAUAACAUUUGAUGAACCGACAAAGCCAAGGCAAUUCUGUGCUGUCUAUGUUAACGCGGGACGUAAUGUAGCACCAGGCAGUGAAGUAAAAAUGUCCAGUUAUUACAAUGACACGUUGGGACGAGUUAGCCGUGGGUCACUGUCAGUUGAUGGUCAGACAAAGGACACGCCACUAUCCUGUUCCAGUUCAGCUAUCAACGAUUUAAAUCCAGUUUGGAAGCUGUGGUUUUCUAAUGUCAUGAGAAUUGAUGAGAUUAUGCUCAACUUUGGAGCAAUAACCUCGAACAACGAUUCUUUUGUUUUAACACUGAAAGACGACAACGGCACCACUCUAUACACCUGGACUGGUGGAACAGCGAGAAGAGUCUCCAUCAUCCCACAGAUUCGGGUCUUCGCCCUAAGUAUAGAGGCUGUCUACUCGAACAGUGUGGUGGCGAUCUGUGAAGUAGAGACCUAUGGAGAUAAAGUGUGCCCCUCCAACAUACGGCCCUGAUUGCUCAGACAUCUGCAGCAUCUCAUGCCCAGACAUGAUGUGCACCUACGAAGGCUACUGCCGUGUGUGCCCUAACGGCACGGGGGGUCCGUACUGCUUCGAAGGAUGUAUAGACUGGUGCGGAGACUACCAGGAUUUGACCAACACCACCACAACUGCGCUCAUUUCAAGAGUGACCAAAAACCCGUACCACACCCAUUCAGGCUUUGACUUGGAGAACUUCUGGUACUAUUUGAUGGUCAUCCUCCUUCUAGUAGUUGUCGUUUGCUUGAGCGGUUUAGACAUUUCAAAAGGAGAAAAAAAAGAUAAAGCCAUACAAGAAAUCACAGAACAAAGACGAGAAUCUUCUGAAACAGCUGUAGAUAUUACAGCAAAACCAGAACAUUUGACAAGAUCAAACACCUCAAUAGCAUCAAUGUCAGAAACUCCUAUACAAUAGUUGACUGGUGCAGUUUCAUUGCAAUGCAGCUAGAAUUGUAAACAUUACUUUUAUGGUACUAUAAUAACGAUAUUAAAGGUUUAACAAAAUUAUGUAUACUAAAUUUGUUGUUCAUGUAAC
Biomphalaria glabrata is the source of this 3349-nucleotide messenger RNA. RefSeq lists its product as uncharacterized. The transcript is spliced from 23 exons. The record is from RefSeq and is a predicted model, not a curated record. The coding region runs from base 55 to 2790 and encodes 911 amino acids. Lineage: Eukaryota; Metazoa; Mollusca; Gastropoda; Planorbidae.